UUUGUUAAUUAUAAAAUGAAUUUGUUGUUAAUAAUAAUAUUGAUACCAACAGUGACAUUACAAUGGAUUACAAAAGAUUCAACAAAAAAACACGGGGCAUUAUCAAAACGUAUAGAAAGCUUAUCGAAAUUAACUGAAAAAAUAAUUAAUAAUUAUUUUGGUGGUUGUGUGUUGGUUGUUCUGUAUGAUGAGACAUAUUUAAAUGAGAAAAUUGAUACAAUUAAAAAAUUGUUUGAUGCACAACCGAGAGUAUCAUAUGUACAAAAAAAAAUUAAUUUAACAAGGAAAGAUAAUAAUUAUGUUGUCGCUGAUAAAUGCUAUAAUUAUUUGAUAUUUUUGAAUGAUGUUUAUGACAUUGGUAAGGUUAUUGGUAAAGAAACAAUUAAUAAAAUUUUAAUUAUCACUGAAUCAACACCUUGGACAGUAAAGGAUUAUUUGAGAAGUCAUCCGUCAAGGUUUUAUACUAAUUUGUUGAUUAUAACACAUAGCAUGAGUCGACGAACUGAGGCUGGAUCAUAUUUAUUAUAUACCCAUCAUCUUUACACUGAUGGCAGUGGUGCAAGUGAGCCAGUCCUGUUAACUUCCUGGAUCAAAGAUCAUCCAACAGAUAUUAAUAUUAAUUACUAUCCAGAAAAAUUAAAUCAAGGUUUCAAAGGUCACAGAUUGAUUGUAUCAGUAGCACAUAAACCACCAUACACAAUAAGAAAAAAUAUUAUUAACCGUGACAUUAUUGAUUGGGAUGGCAUUGAUAUUAGAUUGAUCAAACUACUCAGUAAAAUAUUAAAUUUUACAGCUGAAUUUCGUGAUCCAAUUGCUUCUGAUAGUCCAAUCUAUGCAUCAUUAACUGAUGUUAAAAAUGAAAAUUCAAUAAUAGCAACUGGUGGUAUUUAUAAAACAAUAAAUAUAACAAAUAAUUAUGAUACAUCACUUGAUUAUAUGGAAGAUUGUGCAGCAUUUAUAUCAAAAUCAUCAACAGCAUUACCAAAAUAUCAAGCUGUACUUGGUCCAUUUGAUCCAUCAGUUUGGAUAUUUGUAUCAGUAAUUUAUUUAUUAGCAAUAAUAAUACUAACAAUAAACACAAGUUAUAAAUUUAUUGAAUUAAUAUUAAAACCAAAUAUAUUACUUCAUAUGUUUUGGUAUGUUUUUAGUACAUUUACAAAUUGUUUUGUCAUUAAAAAUCCAUUAUUAAAUAAUGGAAUUGCUAAAAAUGCAACAUCAUUUUUAAUUGGAUUUUAUUGGGUUUUUACAAUUAUAAUAACAUCUUGCUACACCGGAUCAAUAAUGGCUUUCAUAACAGUGCCAACAUUUCCAGCACCAAUUGAUACAGCUGAAAAAUUGCUUAAUGAAAAAUACACAAUUGGAACAUUGAAUCAUGAUGGUUGGGAAAGUUGGUUUAAUUAUACAAACAUGACUGAUCCAAUUGGUGUUAGACUACUUGAAUCAAUUAAUUAUGUUUCAAAUAUUAAUGACGGUAUUAAAAAUACAAGUAAAGCAUUUUUUUGGCCAUAUGCAUUUUUAGGAUCUAAAUUAACACUUGAGUAUAUUGCACAAGAUAAAUUUCCACCAAAGUAA
Molecule: messenger RNA, 1572 nt
Organism: Aphidius gifuensis
Lineage: Eukaryota; Metazoa; Arthropoda; Insecta; Hymenoptera; Braconidae
Gene: Ir21a
Product: ionotropic receptor 21a
Exons: 6
Coding region: 16-1572 (518 amino acids)
Cellular component (GO): membrane
Molecular function (GO): ligand-gated monoatomic ion channel activity
Source: RefSeq, a predicted model, not a curated record